CGGGUGGCCGCGUUUCCGCUCGCUCUGCCGCCCACCCCAGGAUGAAAGCGUUGGCGGGCUGCGACCUGGCGGGAGCGCCCCGCUGGGGGCCAGCCGCCCGCUGGACUCCAGGAGAAUUUCACUCCGGCCUUCCCCGUGCAGUUGAAAUGCCUCGGGUCUGGGCCUGAGAAGGCGCCGCAGUGCGUACCCUCAACCCCCAAAUUUGGUGUCCCUGGGCGGAUCCUUAAUUUGCCCGGUUCACAAAUUCUGGCCAUCCCAGGGUCCGAUGAAGAUUCGGUGGAGAGUGUUGGUGAAUGCACUUUGGAACCUGGCGUGCAAGAAGACAAAGUAUGUGUGCACUAGGUUGAGGCUACUUGGCUCAAGCCACAGUUUGCUUCCAGAGACCUGGACUAAGAGUGGUUUUUAUUUAUUUAUCAGAUUUUCAUAAUUCUGCAUUCUUUGUCAGUCGUUUCCUCGUCUUAACAGUCUCUUUGCUUUCCCCCGUUUGUUACGCUUGCUGCUUUACAAGGGAUAAUAAUAGUCAUCUCUUUUGUAGCGCUUUGUAAAAUCUCCUAAUCCGAGUUUUUUGGGGUCCUGGGACUAUGUUUACUGCUGCGAGAGGCAACUCUGACCUUUGACCUAGUGCCCUCUGUGUAGAGUUUUGCGCGUUGAGGAUAGGGAGGGAAGAUUAAGCGGUGGAGGGCCCAGGAGUGAUCUCUAAAUCUUGUUAAUCUUCAGGACUUUCCACUGUUCAGCAGCGCUGUGGUUCAGGGUCAGUUAUGCAAGUGAUUAGCUGGGUACUGUAAUGCUUAUACAAUAUACAACGUUUACUUUCCGGUACACAUCGGAGAACCGUGAUUUUCAUAUCCUAGCUGAUUAUAUUCUUAGUAUUUCAGUCCUUUGCAGCUUGGAUUGUUGGGGGCAGCAUUUGUGAUCAUUUAAUUUUUCUUGGGGAGCAUAUUUAAGUGAAGCAGGUACACUUGCGUGAGAUGCUGUUUAAAAAAUCUUUUAGGAGAGAGCAGGACGUCCGGCUUCCAGCUCGGAAUUUUAGUACUGUCAGCAACCAAAGAGAGAAUUAAAUAUGGGUGAUAUUGAGAAAGGCAAGAAGAUUUUUUUUCGGAAGUGUGCCCAGUGCCAUACUGUGGAAAAAGGAGGCAAGCACAAGACUGGGUUAAAUCUCCUUGGUCUCUUUGGAAGGAAGACAGGUCAGGCUGCUGGCUUCCCUUACACAGAUGCCAAUAAGAACAAAGGCAUAACCUGGGGAGAGGAUACCCUGAUGGAGUAUUUGGAGAAUCCUAAGAAGUACAUCCCUGAAACAAAAAUGAUCUUCACUGGCAUUAAGAAGAAGGAAGAAAGGGCAGACUUGAUAGCUGAUCUCAAAAAAGCUACAAAUGAGUAGUAGAUGGCCAUUGCCUUAUUUAUUACAAAAGAGAAAUAUCUCACGGCUUUUU
Molecule: messenger RNA, 1430 nt
Organism: Nycticebus coucang (slow loris)
Lineage: Eukaryota; Metazoa; Chordata; Mammalia; Primates; Lorisidae
Product: cytochrome c-like
Exons: 1
Coding region: 1061-1378 (105 amino acids)
Biological process (GO): mitochondrial electron transport, cytochrome c to oxygen; mitochondrial electron transport, ubiquinol to cytochrome c
Cellular component (GO): mitochondrial intermembrane space
Molecular function (GO): electron transfer activity; heme binding
Source: RefSeq, a predicted model, not a curated record